Molecule: messenger RNA, 603 nt
Organism: Notechis scutatus (mainland tiger snake)
Lineage: Eukaryota; Metazoa; Chordata; Lepidosauria; Squamata; Elapidae
Source: RefSeq, a predicted model, not a curated record
AUGGGAGAAUGGAGCUUUAAUGCUUGCCUCGAUUUUGAUUGUGAUGUUGCUUCCAGCCCAAAUUACCUUUGCUGCAGUGGGAGCUUCUUCUCAUUGCCAAGAUGUUGUGGUCUGUCGGCCGCUGGCCCCUCCAGCGGCCGAAUCAGAAAGAUCAUCAUGCAUGAUCCUUUUGCCAUGAGACCUUUCUUCGGGUACAACUUUGGUCAAUAUCUUUCCCACUGGCUCAGCAUGGCACAUCGGCCUACAGCAAAACUCCCGAAGAUCUUCCAUGUCAACUGGUUCCGGAAAGAUGAACAAGGGAAAUUCCUUUGGCCCGGCUUUGGUGAAAACUCCCGGGUGCUGGAAUGGAUGUUUAACCGCAUCCGGGGAGAAGACGACGGUGCGCAGCUGACAGCCAUUGGCUACAUCCCCAACGACACAGGAUUGAACUUGAAAGGCUUGGAAAGGGUCAGCCUCCAGAAACUCUGUGACGUUUCCAAAGAGUUUUGGGAGAAGGAGGUGGAAGAAAUCAAGAAAUAUUUUGCAGAGCAAGUGAAUGCCGACCUCCCGUAUGAGAUGGAAAGAGAAGUUAUUGCGUUAGAACAGAGAAUUAAACAACUGUAA